Messenger RNA from Corticium candelabrum, 1794 nucleotides. RefSeq names its product aspartate--tRNA ligase, cytoplasmic-like. The transcript has 19 exons. Bases 43 to 1641 code for a protein of 532 amino acids. Gene Ontology annotation, biological process: aspartyl-tRNA aminoacylation. Gene Ontology annotation, molecular function: RNA binding; ATP binding; aspartate-tRNA ligase activity. Lineage: Eukaryota; Metazoa; Porifera; Homoscleromorpha; Homosclerophorida; Plakinidae. The record is from RefSeq and is a predicted model, not a curated record. Gene Ontology annotation, cellular component: cytoplasm; cytosol; aminoacyl-tRNA synthetase multienzyme complex.
UUUGCUGGCUCAAGUGACCUCACGUGUAUCGAUCGAAUCUCAAUGGCAGAAGCUCCCACAGCUCAACAGCAGGAAGUGCUGUCAAAGAAAGCUCAAAAGAAGCAGCUGAAAGAACAAGAGAAAGCGAAGAGAAAGGCCGCAGCUGCAGUGGCUGCCGCAGAGAACGAGCAGAAGGCAACGGAAGAGGAAGGCGAUAUCUCAGUAGGACGGUAUGGUGUAUUACCGAUUGUGCAGUCAUCUGAGAAGACGGAUCGUGUGUGGACUCGGAUAGGUGAUCUGACCGAAGAUCUCGUUGGUUCACGAGUGUUAGUGAGAGCUCGUGUUCACACGACACGUGCCACUGCUAAGCAAUGCUUCAUCCUAUUGAGACAACAGCACUUUACUGUUCAAGGGCUGUUGUAUGUGUCGGACGUUGUUAGUAAGCCAAUGGUAAAGUUUGUUGGAAAUUUGAAUCGAGAAGCAAUUGUUGAUGUUGAAGCGCUUGUAAAAGCAUCGCCAGAGAAAGUGACCAGCUCUACUCAAGAGAACGUCGAGCUGCACAUUGAGACGUUGUUUGUGGUCAGUGAUUCUUUGCCAAAGCUGCCUCUGCAGUUAGACGAUGCAACCAGACAAAGAAAAGGCAGAGACCAACAAGAGGAUAGUGCUAUUGGCUUUGUAAAUCAAGAUGUUCGUCUUGACAACAGAAUCAUCGACUUGAGAACGGUUACCAAUCAGGCCAUCUUUCGACUUCAGGCUGGCGUUUGCCGUCUCUUUCGAGAAUAUCUCACAUCUGAAGGAUUCGUGGAGAUCCAUACACCCAAAAUCAUCUCUGCUGCCAGUGAGGGUGGAGCAAAUGUGUUCGAAGUUUCAUAUUUUAAGGGAAGUGCUUAUCUCGCACAAUCUCCGCAGCUUUACAAGCAAAUGGCUCUUGCUGCUGACUUUGAGAAGGUUUUCACUGUAGGAGCAGUUUUUCGUGCUGAGGACUCAAACACUCAUCGGCAUUUGACUGAAUUUGUUGGUCUUGAUGCUGAAAUGACAUUCAAAGAGCACUACCACGAAGUCUUGGACGUGCUCGACAAAAUGUUUGUUUACAUCUUCAAGGGACUUCGUGACCAGUAUGUGACCGAGAUUGCAACUGUGCACAGACAGUUUCCAGCCGAACCGUUUAAGUUUUUGGAGCCGAGCUUGCGCUUGACGUAUUCGGAGGGAGUCGAGAUGUUGAGAGAAGCUGGUGUAGAAAUGGGGGAUGAAGAGGAUCUGAGCACUCCAUCUGAGAAGCUGCUAGGACGCUUGGUUAAAGAGAAGUACGACACUGACUUCUACAUGCUGGACAAAUAUCCUCUUGCUGUUCGUCCGUUUUAUACGAUGCCAGAUCCUCGUGAUCCGAAACUGUCAAAUUCGUAUGACUUUUUUAUGCGUGGAGAGGAGAUGUUGUCUGGUGCACAACGUAUUCAUGAUGCUGAUUUGUUGACCGAGAGGGCAAAACACCAUAAAAUUGACCUAGAAAAAAUCAAGUCUUACAUCGAUUCGUUUCGAUUCGGUUGUCCUCCACAUGGCGGCGGAGGAAUAGGUCUUGAAAGAGUAUUGAUGUUCUACUUGGGCUUAGACAACAUUCGCAAGACGUCUAUGUUCCCUCGUGAUCCAAAACGUAUCACUCCAUAGGAAGAUGCACAUGAACUGUUUUUGCCUCUGGUGACAGUGAGAUUGCGACGAGACUGCGUUUCGCUAUAGUUUUCUCAGUGUGGUGAUAUGGUAUUGCUGUGUGCUCAAUUAACACGUUAUAGCAAUGAACAUGAAAGUCUUUACACGGUUGAG